This is a messenger RNA of Numida meleagris (helmeted guineafowl), 2831 nucleotides long. RefSeq names its product torsin family 1 member B (gene TOR1B). The record is from RefSeq and is a predicted model, not a curated record. Gene Ontology annotation, cellular component: endoplasmic reticulum; endoplasmic reticulum lumen; nuclear envelope. The coding region runs from base 25 to 1122 and encodes 365 amino acids. Gene Ontology annotation, molecular function: ATP hydrolysis activity; kinesin binding; ATP binding. Gene Ontology annotation, biological process: protein localization to nucleus; nuclear membrane organization. NCBI's taxonomy places the organism in Eukaryota, Metazoa, Chordata, Aves, Galliformes, Numididae. The transcript has 5 exons.
CACCGCCCCUCGCCCUUCACAAAGAUGGCGGCGGCGGUUACCCGGGGGGCGCGGCGCUUCCCGCGCAUCGCCGGCGGGCCGGAAGCGGGGCCGUGCGGAGGCGCCAUGCCGCGGGCGGCCGUGCUGCUGUGGCUGCUGCUGCCGGGGCUGGCGGCGCUGGAGCCGCUCAGCGUGGGGCUGGCCAUCGGCGUGGCCUCGGCGCUCACCGGUUACCUGUCCCACCCCAGCUUCUACUGCAGCUACGUGGAGUGCUGCCCCAGCGCCGGGCACCGCCUCAACGCCACCGCGCUGCGGGAGCAGCUGGACAGCAAGCUGUUCGGGCAGCACCUGGCCAAGGAGGUGGUGCUGCGGGCGGUGACGGGCUUCAGCAACAACCCCAGCCCCAAGAAGCCGCUGACGCUGUCUCUGCACGGCUGGGCCGGCACCGGGAAGAACUUCUUGAGCCAGCUGCUGGCGCGGCACGUGCACCCCGCCGGGCUGCGCAGCAAGUUCGUGCACCUCUUCCUGGCCACGCUGCAUUUCCCGCACCCGCAGCGCGUGCCCCUGUACCAGGAGCAAUUGCAGAGCUGGAUUCGGGGCAACGUCAGCGCCUGCGCCCACUCGGUCUUCAUUUUCGAUGAGAUGGACAAAAUGCACCAGGGCCUCAUCGACGCCAUCAAGCCCUUCUUGGACUACUACGAGCAGGUUGACGGGGUGUCCUACAGGAAAGCCAUCUUCAUCUUCCUCAGCAAUGCUGGUGGUGACUUAAUUAAUAAGGCAGCGCUUGACUUCUGGACAAAUGGAAAGCGCAGGGAAGAUAUUCAGCUGAAAGACCUGGAGCCCAUGCUGUCUGUAGGAGUCUUCAAUAACAAGAACAGUGGACUGUGGCACAGCAGCCUCAUCGACAGGAACCUCAUUGACUACUUUGUUCCCUUGCUGCCCCUGGAGCACAAGCACGUGAAGAUGUGUGUCCGGGCUGAGAUGAUGGCCCGUGGCCAUGAAGUCGAUGAGGAGGUUGUUCAGGCAGUGGCUGAUGAAAUGACAUACUUCCCAAAAGAAGCGAAAAUCUACUCUGAUAAAGGCUGCAAGACUGUACAGGCCAAGCUGGAUAUCCAUGAAGACAUUGCAAAAGCCAUGGACUGAUUACCUUCACCUCUCCAAAGCACUUUCAGUGCUUUUGGAAACUUGUCUAUUUGCACUUAAGCUCUUUUUUUAUACUAUUGCAGGGAAUGCAGUGGAAAUCCUAGAGUGAGUGGUGUGGGCUUUUAAGCUUUUUUUAACAUAAAAUCCCACUGUUCAUCUCUAAACUGGCUGGUACCCAAAUAUUGCCCCCAUUUUUUAGCCUAUUAGAAGAGUUAUGAGGGUGAUGCCUACAGUACUGGAUACAGCUCUCCUGGUUUACCCCUUUUAGCGCUAGGAUUGUUAAAUCUUUCAUUCCCCUUUCCACAGACCGACAGCAGAGGAACUCUUGCAGGCAGUCGUACAGAGAGGCUCAAGCUUAUGAGACAGUGAAAUGAAGGGAUUUAUAGUGUGAUCAAGCCUAGGGUAGUGUCAGCAAGGGCACAAACCUCGAUGCGUUGCAGUAAGAAGGGGGCAGCUGGGAGGCUCGCAUCUUCACAGCACGCUGCUGCUGCUGUGGCUUCUACACACGAGAUUCAGCUAUGUAGGGACUGAAGGGCAGCGUUAUAGUUCAUGUCUGACUUGCAUCAUAUCAUGUCUACCAUGUCUCCCACUCUAGCAAUAUGGAAUGUCACAAUGAGCUCAGGGAGAUCUGUUACUAAAUGGUGGAGAAAAGGGAGAACGUAAUUACUUGUUGCUCCGCUUCUUUGGGCGGAAAAGAAAUCGUGAUUUUUUUUUUUUUCUUCUCGUAUUUUUCUAAGGGGGCAAGGUGAAUUUGCACGGUGACUCCAGGGUGCCUGCCUUACUAAGCACAGGGACACAGGGGAAGGGUCUGACUUACAGCACAGCCUCGUAGGAGGCAGGAUGUGACAGUCACAGCUUGUCAGGUCGGUCUGCUUGGGGGCUCCUGGGCCUGAAGGCUGUGCUGUCUUCAGCGGUCCCCACUCCUCCUCUGGCCCUGCUUAGAAGACGCUUUCCUGGCUGAUGUUAUUUUUAAUAGCAUAUUUUUUUAUACUGAACGUUAAGCAACCAAAAUGCAAUGCUGGAGAACCACAGAGUAGGGAGGGUGGGAAAGGGCUUCAGCCACCGCUAAGCCCGUACUUCACUGGGCGAUGAGUAUGGUUUUUUUUAUAGUAGCUUUUACCACUGAAUGAUGUCUGAGGAAGGUGGGAGAGGCUGACUGAGCCUUCCCCCAUGAGGUCAGGCUGGGGUCUGGAAGGGGGUUAUAGCUUUAACUCUUCCAUCAUCCAUCCGGCACUGGUGGAUCCGAUGCAGCAGUGCAAGACAGAAGUGCCUAAAAUUUCAUUGAUUGGUUUUCUUGAACUGUUCUGAGGGCAUGAACCACAGCAUCUCCUCCAUCACAGAGGUGAUGCCAAACCUACAGGUCUCACUGUUACUACGUUAAUGGAAAUGACAGCAGACAGCUUAGCAUUAAUGUUCAGCUCUCAUUGAGAAGUGGCAAUUGCCUUUUACAGCUCCACGUGGAGUUUGUCAAAUGUUGGCAAACUGGUGGUACUGAUGCAAUCUCCGGAGCCAAAUGCUAGCUAGCCAUUAACCUUGGGACAUUGGACUGCAGCUUUCCAUAUGCAAUGUUUUGCUUAUUAACCGACUUAUUUCUAAGUGUAAAUGUUGUCACCAGUUUGUUCCUUUGAGUGCAAACUACUUGCACAGCUUCACAACACUAACUGUUCCCACAGUACUGCAGCUGGAAUAAACCUUCAGUCGUUUCUCUC